Molecule: messenger RNA, 1267 nt
Organism: Brassica rapa (field mustard)
Lineage: Eukaryota; Viridiplantae; Streptophyta; Magnoliopsida; Brassicales; Brassicaceae
Product: receptor for activated C kinase 1A
Molecular function (GO): protein binding; ribosome binding; translation regulator activity
Source: RefSeq, a predicted model, not a curated record
UCUCUCAUAUAAACCGCCGCUUCUUUCCCCCCACGCCUUCCCCUUCGCAUCUCACACCGCAAAACCCUAGCUUCCGAAGCUCCUCCUCCACCUCCACGCACCGAAAAUGGCGGAAGGACUCGUUUUAAAAGGCACAAUGCGCGCCCACACCGACCAGGUCACCGCGAUCGCCACCCCGAUCGACAACUCCGACAUCAUCGUCUCCGCCUCCCGCGACAAAUCCAUCAUCCUCUGGAAACUCACCAAAGACGACAAAUCCUACGGCGUAGCCCAGAGGCGCCUCACCGGCCACUCCCACUUCGUCGAGGACGUCGUCCUCUCCUCCGACGGGCAGUUCGCGCUCUCCGGAAGCUGGGACGGCGAGCUCCGUCUCUGGGACCUCGCCGCCGGUGUGUCGACUCGACGAUUCGUCGGACACACUAAAGACGUUCUCUCCGUCGCCUUCUCGCUCGACAACCGUCAGAUUGUGUCGGCCUCUCGUGACCGUACGAUUAAGCUUUGGAACACUCUCGGUGAGUGUAAGUACACUAUCGCCGAAGGAGGUGAGGGGCACGGUGACUGGGUGAGCUGCGUUAGGUUCAGUCCCAACACGCUUCAGCCGACGAUUGUGUCGGCGUCGUGGGAUAAGACGGUGAAAGUGUGGAACUUGUCGAACUGUAAGCUUAGGUCGACUCUUGCGGGGCACAGUGGGUAUGUUAGCACUGUUGCUGUUUCGCCUGAUGGUUCUUUGUGUGCUAGUGGAGGGAAAGACGGUGUGGUGUUGCUGUGGGAUUUGGCUGAGGGGAAGAAGCUUUACUCUCUUGAAGCGAACUCUGUGAUCCACGCGCUUUGUUUUAGUCCUAAUAGGUACUGGCUUUGUGCUGCGACUGAGCAGGGGAUUAAGAUUUGGGAUCUUGAGAGUAAGAGUGUUGUUGAGGAUUUGAAGGUUGAUCUUAAGGCUGAGGCUGAGAAGUCUGAUGGAAGUGGUACUGCUGGCAACAAAAAGAAGGUUAUUUACUGCACCAGCCUGAGCUGGAAUGCGGAUGGAAGCACCUUGUUCAGUGGUUAUACCGAUGGAGUUAUCAGAGUUUGGGGUAUUGGCCGCUACUAGUGAUCACAUCUCUUUGGCUGUUUUAUCUAUCACUUUUGUUUUUUUCAGCAAACUCGUAAACACCCAGAGAUUUUGCAAGAAUAUUUUUUUUAUGUCAAUCAAUUCUAGGUUUGGAUCUUUUAUAUUGUUUGUGAUAUCUUUGCGGUUUUAAGUUAUUCCAUUUUUGUUGACCAAAAA